Messenger RNA from Pelobates cultripes (western spadefoot toad), 4257 nucleotides. NCBI's taxonomy places the organism in Eukaryota, Metazoa, Chordata, Amphibia, Anura, Pelobatidae. The record is from the annotation of a GenBank genome assembly.
AUGGUUUGCUCCAAAUUUGAACAAGAAAACCUACACCAACCCAGAAUCCAGCAACUUGCCCUCGUGGGAUUUGGGAAUACUUGUAAUAUGAAGCUGUUAGCAGGUAAUUAGUGCUUCCUGGCAUUUUCAGAACGAUUACGAACUUUGGUGAUCAGUUUCUCUCCCAAACUUCUGGGCUCUCUGACAAGCUAGCAUACCAAGCAUAUUUGAUAGAGCAGCUGAAUAUGUAUUCGGAAGCAGAACUUCCUAUCUCAUGGCACGAGUGGCUGCUGACAUUUACAUUCUCUACUUACACAGCGACUUUCUUUUUUGGAGGUUUUUUUUUUUUUUUUUUUAAAUGACAGUUUUUUUUUCCAACUUUUUUUUUUCUCCUCGAAGUUUCAAACUAUUUGGGAGCUUUGCACAUUUAACAAGUUACUGGCACUCGGUGAUAGAAUGAGUUAAUUGAAGUGAUCCUUCAGUGUGACAUAUUUAUGGGAAUGUACAUACAGGGUGGUAUUGGAGUCAAUACUAUUGUUCAAUGAGUUGAUGACGAUGAUUACUAUUAUUAAUAAUAUAUAUAUAUUUAUUUAUUGCUACAAAAAUGGGGACCCUGGCUACCUUGAAGUGUGGUUACAGAAUACGUUUGCCACAGUGAUGUUUAUUUGUGAUUACCAUUUACUUUAGGUAUUAGUCUAGUUCUACAACAAAAUGUUUUUGCUGAGGACAAUAUUGGUCAUACUUUUAACCCUGUCAGUACCAGAGUUGUUAAAGAGAACUAAGAGCAUGCCUAAAACAUUUAAAAAAAAAUGUAAAGUUAUCAUGUGUCCCAUUGAGUUCUAAAGAUGAUGCUUUAAAUGUGUUUAACCAUUUAAGCAGUAACAGCAUGUGCACUGCAUAUAUAUUUAAGGGGAGGGGUAGAUUUAUAUUUUAGGGAGGGACUACUGCUGAAUGACAUUUGGGCCUUAGCCUAAAAGAUACAUAUAUAUUUUUUGGAAUGGUUAUUUGAGUUUUUAUUACUAGUUUAAAAUUGACAUUUUUUCCCCUCAAACAUUUUGUAUUUUGUGAUUAACUGAAAGCUGGUUUUAAACACGGAUAACAGUAUAAACAAGAUGAUUUAAAACUCUGUUCACAUGAAAAAAUGUCAAACUAACACAAAAACUGUUUAACUCCCUUUGGAUUCCUAUGAUGCACUCAAAAAGCAGAAGGAGGACUUUGCUUAAUGCUGUAAAUUCUGUUCCCUCACUGAAGGGAGUUUACAGAUAUCUUUUGUCAUUGGGAUGAAAACAAACUAUUCAACAUAAUAAUCUGAAACAUGUGUUUUUCUUCUGAACAGGAAUUGUGCAACUUCUUUUCCUCCAGAACUGGAGUCUGAUGAUGGGGAGGGCCAUGCCAGUGAGCUCUACAAGCUGUGUGCACAGCAAUAACUGCAGUGAUAUUGACACAAUUGUUGUACAGAUACAAAACAAGAUUCGACAGAUGAAUGCAAUCGCGCAGAAUCUCACUGACCAAUAUGUAAGUGACAUUUGUGUGGUUUUGGAAUAAUAGGAACACUCAGAAAAUGAUUAUAACAAGUACACUAAAGCAUUGUUAUCACAGUGGUGUCAGCUCCCCAGGUGUUGAUGAAAUAACUGGAUUGUACAGGAUACAUUCUAUCAACAGUUGUAUAACUGAUGGAUCUCUGUCCCCUGCUGUAACAGUACAGUGUAAAGGGCAGGUUAUAUGGGGACGUUUAGAAAAAUUUGGCAUGCGUGCUAAUAGAAUCACCAGGAAUAUUUCAUUGCGGUCAAUGCCUUUGCACUAUUAGAACUUUGCCAGACCAUUCUACCAGUGUCAUUGGCAUUUUUAAAAAUCCCUUUUAUUGUACAUACAAAUGCAGCAAUCUAUAGCUACCUUCACAGGACUGGAAGAAAAAUUAUGCCGUUCUUGCACUGUCAGUGGUAUUACCUGAACUAACUGAACUGGGAUUUCAGGCCAAGAGCCAAUCUGGAAAAAUCUUUUUUUUUUUUUGGUUUUCUGGUCAAUGUAAUGUUUACCUAAUCAAUCAAUUCAAAGAUAUUUCUUUGUCAUUUAACUGGUCAUUAAUCUCUGCUGACCAUAAGUCUCCCACUAAAUUUUCAGAGGAUAAAUUUGAUUGAUUAGAUUUCUUUAAAUUUUAUUUUGCUCCUAACACUGGCCUCCCAUGUUACUCAUCUUGAAAGAGAAAGCCCUCCUUCCCUCUUAAUAAUUUAACAGGCCCCAAAGUCAUCUUGUGAUGAAACACGAGGGAAAGAUAUUGAGUCAUACUGCUAGCCUAGAUCUCAAAUAACAGUCCUGGGCCCACUUUUUUUUUUUUAAAGUAAUUUACAUUUUUAAUUACGGUACAUUGCAAUGGGAAUGGAUUAAAAGUAUUAACUUUAAAUAAUGCUUGGUUUUUAUUUUAGGUAUUACUUAAAUGUUCCAUCCAGAGGCAACUCUAAACUACCUGAUAGAUUUUUAUACACCCCACAUCCUACUAGAUAUAUGUCAAAGCUAUCCUUCUUCCUGCUCUGAAUAUAUACAAUGCAAAGGCAAUGGGCCAAUUUUCUACAUACUUUUUUGAUGAGUUGGCUACUUCCAAAACUUGUGACAAGUUUAAAAAAAAAAGAAUACAAAAAAAUGUAAUCUUGACAUUUUCUGAAUUUUCAAGCAAUUUAUCACUACCAGAUACUGUUUAGAAGGUGCUUGCUUGCGUGUACUUUAUAUAUAUAAUUGUUUUUGUUUUUUUAAACAAUGCCUGAUCUUUGGUAAAGUGACCAUACGUAGCUACAAAGUUUACAGACUACUGUAAAAUGAGCUGUUUUGGAACAAAGAUUUACUAAACAUGACCGUGGUUGCACUAUUUAAUAGCAUUGUAAUGAUGAAUCAUGUUUACAUUUAAAAUACUUGUGAAUACAUGCACAUGCAUACUUCAGUAUUACUUGCCUUACAAUAGGAUAAAAUAUUAAAGUAUGUGGUUUGAGUAACAUUGUUGAUUUUUAUUUUUUGUAGAUUCAAAGAAAUGGCAUUACAAACCUGAGCCAGUGUAACCCAGAAUCAGGAAAAGGUAUCCUUAAGACAAAGAACAACAGCAUAGAGCAGACAAUGAAUGAGUUAUACAAUAUUUCUGUUAACAUAAGGGACGCGCUACACAAUGUCACAGAGUUCCAAAAGACCCUGACAUCUAGACAACCGUGGUUUGAUCAACUGGAUAAUACUGAGACAGGGAUCGAAGUCAUUAUUCUCAAUCUCAGGUGUUACCUUUGCAAAGCAAACAUUUGGAAUCAGGACACUGUCAGACGCCACCAUACAUAUUUCUCACAAAACAAUUCGACAUAUGCUAAGAAAAUUAGUGGUUGCAAAGUUAUUAUGAAGUAUAGAAAUAUCAUCUCUCAAGCUGCUGAAAUUGAUUUUGUGGCACUGCGGAACUCUGGCCGAAAAUAAGAAAGAGGAACAUUUAUCAAACAAUUGGAUGGUAGGAAGAGUGCACUUAUAACUGGAUCACGCAAAUGGACCAAAUGAACUAAGGUCAUGAAUACCAGUUGCAAAGUGAAACAAAAAAGGGUCACCAAAUACAACGGCGGUCUACUUCAGUGCCUUAGAAAUGCAAAGGGAAGGAAAUAUGGUUAUUCUAGCCUGUAUUGUGAAGUGUAUUUACCAGCGAUAUAAACCUCAUAGUUGUGUCUUGAAGAGUAUAGUAAUAUUUGAGGUCAAAGAGUGAAAGUUUCACUCGCCCUUAACACUGCAUUGUGCCAAGACAUUACCAGCUCUGAUCUGAAACAUUGUGGAAACUGCAAGCCAAAGAUAAUUGUGUGUCCAGUUGCACUAGCUACUCUAAUCACUCAUCACUGAAUGUAUUAAGUAUGUGAUGGAAUCUUUAAACUCGUACUUCAAAAGGGACACAGUACCAAGCCACUUGUUCUGAUCAUGCACCAAAGUGAUAUACUUGCAAUAUAUGUACCUCAAACACUGACGCUAAAACAAUCUGCAGGCCAGAUGUGAAUUUAGCGGAAUAUUUAUAUUACAAAUGUAAACCUAAAAAAACAACAACAUGUGCAUCAGCGACAAUAGCUUUGCACAAAUGAAAGGAAGUCAAGUUGCCUCUUAAAUCUGUGUAUACGUUUCUCAGUGUCAUUUAAGCACAUUUGGUUCUUUAAGAAGACACUGAUUAAUCCACCCUGGAUUUCGUGAGCAGACACAAAAAAAACCCCUGCAUUUUUGGACCAGUGUUAAGAGAUUCAUGCAUAAAAAACUGGGCUUCCAGUAGGGACGCUAGGAUCG